This is a messenger RNA of Botrytis cinerea B05.10, 897 nucleotides long. It is a transcript of the gene Bcltp1, whose product is annotated as Bcltp1. The transcript is spliced from 3 exons. Gene Ontology annotation, biological process: protein dephosphorylation. Bases 245 to 739 code for a protein of 164 amino acids. Gene Ontology annotation, molecular function: acid phosphatase activity; non-membrane spanning protein tyrosine phosphatase activity. The record is from RefSeq and is a predicted model, not a curated record. Gene Ontology annotation, cellular component: cytoplasm. NCBI's taxonomy places the organism in Eukaryota, Fungi, Ascomycota, Leotiomycetes, Helotiales, Sclerotiniaceae.
GAUGUGGUGGGCAUUGUUUCGAAAUGAAGGAGGGAUAACUAAUCGAAACGAAAGAUAUCGAUAUCGGCAUCGGAAAAUCCAUUUCGGAUCCCAACGGUCGGGUGGCUGCAAAUUGAUCAUCAAAUCAAAUUCUUCCUUGAUUCAAGAUAUCCAUUCGAACACUUUCAUAAACACUUUCAUAUCCAACACAGAACUCCAAAAGCUACUCGAAUACACCUAACAAGCAACUCCAGUAUCUGCCAAAAUGUCUACAGAACCCAUUUCAGUCUUGUUCGUCUGCUUGGGAAACAUUUGUCGUUCAACCAUGGCGGAGGGAAUCUUCAGAUCCAUGGUUGCCCAGGGUCCUUACGCAUCCUUGGUCUCUAAUGUUGAUUCAUGUGGAACUGCAGCCUAUCAUACUGGAUCUUCCCCAGAUUCACGUACCAUGGCAACGCUUAGAGAGAAUGGAAUUUGUGAUUAUAAGCACAAGGCUAGAAAGGUAUCUAUCAAUGAUUUCAAGAAUUUUGAUUAUAUCUUUGCUAUGGAUAGCAACAAUCUUGAAGAUCUCCUCUCUCUAAAAAAGAGAACUGAGGGGAAAGCCAAGGUUAUGUUAUUUGGAGAGUAUGCUGGAGGUUCUAGCCCCGAGGAAGUAGACGAUCCUUAUUAUGGUGGCAAUGAUGGAUUCAAGGCUGCUUAUGAACAGUGUACGCGGUUUUCCAAGAAUUUCUUGAAGGCGACUUUUCCGGAUGUUGAGAAAUGAAGGGGGUUUGAUGUUAUGAUGCCGUGAUGCCAUGAUGCCAUGAUGCCAUGUAUAUAUGAUCUAGAUGGAAGGAUAGAGAUCACAAUUAUAUGAAUGCCCAUUAGUCCAUGUAUUAGUGGGGGAUGCAAUUUGACUUUUGGAGAAGGUUUUUGCCUUCA